This is a messenger RNA of Saccharomyces mikatae IFO 1815, 477 nucleotides long. RefSeq names its product Snl1p (gene SNL1). Gene Ontology annotation, molecular function: protein-folding chaperone binding. The transcript has a single exon. NCBI's taxonomy places the organism in Eukaryota, Fungi, Ascomycota, Saccharomycetes, Saccharomycetales, Saccharomycetaceae. Bases 1 to 477 code for a protein of 158 amino acids. The record is from RefSeq and is a predicted model, not a curated record.
AUGUCUCACAACACGAUGGAAUAUUGGAAGAGUAAAUUGAGCAAAACAAGCACGUCGACGUAUGUCCUGUUGGCCGUGAUUGCUGUCGUAUUUUUGGUUACAAUCAAAAGGCCCAGUGACAAGGGAAAAAGAAAUAAAAAGAGAGGUUUGAAGAAGAGCAAGAAGAGCAAGGCUCAGUUUGAGAAAGCACCAGUAUCUUUGACGUUGGAAGAGCAGAUCGAAAAUGUGUCUUUGAGAUACAGCAACGAGCUCGCAGGUCGUAGCAGGGACCUAAUAAAUAGAUUUGACGCCAAAGAUGAAAAGGAUAUUUAUGAACGCAACUACUGCAACGAGAUGCUUUUGAAACUACUCAUUGAGUUGGACGGUAUUGAUUUGAUCAAUGUGGAAGAGUCCUUGAGGAAGUCUUUGAAGGAAAAAAGGAAGGCCGUCAUAAAGGAAAUUCAGGCCAUGUUGAAAAGUUUAGAUUCUCUUAAAUAA